AUCUGCUGGUGGUCUACAUUCUCCACAAAUUCUCAUGCUAUCUGGGAUAGGACCCAAACAACAUUUAGAACAAUUUGGUAUUCCCGUUAUUCAGGAUUUACCAGUAGGGGCUCAGUUGUAUGAUCACGCCACUUUUCCUGGAAUGGUGUUUCGUCUGAAUGAAAGUAUCGGCAUAAAUAUACUUAGAAAAACAAUCACUCCUUCCACGUAUCUGCAAUAUUUCAAAGAAUCUACAGGAAUGUUAACAACGUUAGGUGGAAUUGAAGCAGUAACUUUCAUGAGAACCAAUAUUUCAUCUGAACCAGAUCCAUCGUAUCCCGAUAUGGAAUUUUUAUUUGCCUCUAUAUCGGCCAAUAGUGAUUAUGGCUUGGCUUUCCGAAAAAUCGUCAACAUAUCUCCUGCUAUAUAUGACAAAAUUUGGAAGCCCUUGGAAGGUGAACCAGUGUUUCAAGUAAGAUGAACUAUCAGCACUAUUUACAUCGGC
Leptinotarsa decemlineata (Colorado potato beetle) is the source of this 484-nucleotide messenger RNA. Its product is annotated as glucose dehydrogenase [FAD, quinone]-like. NCBI's taxonomy places the organism in Eukaryota, Metazoa, Arthropoda, Insecta, Coleoptera, Chrysomelidae. Gene Ontology annotation, molecular function: flavin adenine dinucleotide binding; oxidoreductase activity, acting on CH-OH group of donors. The record is from RefSeq and is a predicted model, not a curated record.